Acytostelium subglobosum LB1 is the source of this 2124-nucleotide messenger RNA. RefSeq lists its product as hypothetical. The record is from RefSeq and is a predicted model, not a curated record. Lineage: Eukaryota; Evosea; Eumycetozoa; Acytosteliales; Acytosteliaceae. Gene Ontology annotation, molecular function: protein binding. The coding region runs from base 1 to 2124 and encodes 707 amino acids. The transcript has a single exon.
AUGAGUAAUAAGAAUAGUAUCAAUUCAGUGUUCCACAAUGUAGUGUUGUGCAGACUCAUCUUUGAUCAUGUGAGUGAUAUUCACAAGAGAUCACUCGUGAUCAAGUCGACGAUCAAAGGUGCCAAACUGUAUGCCAAUGGCAAUCUCAUCGAUAUGUUGAGAUAUAAUGCAACUCAGAUGUUCAUCGAUACAUUCAACAGCAUUGACCAUGAUAACUGCAACCCUCACCCUGGCCCUCAACCUCACACCAACACGUUGGCAAAGGAAGCAAUUAGAUACAACAACCACGAGGUAUUCAAUCAUUUAUGCCAAUAUCCAAGUAUGCACAUUGACAUGAACAUGUUAAUGGACAUGCACAUUGGUGCAUCAAACACAUUGUUAAAGGAUAUAUGUAAGCAUGGCAACAUAAACUUGCUCCAACAAUACUUAAAGGUCGUUGGGAUCACAUCACGUAAUCACGGAUUGACAACAAGGAUGAUGAAGGUGAAGUUUGUUCAUUAUGCAUUGUUCACAGGCAACGCCCAAUUCAUGCGAAUGCUGCUCCAACAUCUAAAGAUCACCAAUGACAACGACCAAGACAAAGAAGGGUACAACCAGUGGCCUCAACUAAAGAUCAACAACAAACACCCAGGCAUCAAGAUUGAAGUACUCAAAGUGUUGCACGAGGAGUUCAACCAUCUCCUGGUUAAAGGUCAAACACACCUUUGGCAUGCCGCACUCAUACACUCUGUCAAGUCCAACAUGGCGGAUAGUGUACAGUACAUCUUGGGCAACUUGACAUGUCCUGAUCGAGGGUUGAGCUUAGACUUGAUCGACCGAGACCGUGCCCUCUUUGAGGAUUGCUUGUAUCAGUGCGCUAAAGCUGGCAAUGUCAAGAUGGUCGAGUUGAUACUCAGCCAUCCAGGAUGCGAAAGACUCCUCCUCAUCAUUAACUAUUUUGGAUACAUCGAUGAAGCUGCCGAUCGUGGCCACGAAACAUUCAUCAAGUACUUGUACCAACAUCAUGUCUGCAAUCGAACGAUCAAAUACACUGGCAAGGAAAUGAUCAUACACUAUCUUGGUAUGAAAGAUGAUGAUCAUCACCAUUUUGAUCAUGAUCGUCUUGCAUCGUCCAAACUGAUCGUCACACCUUUGGCAGCGAUACGCAAUGAUGACCUGGCCAGUGUCCGGUCCAUGAUUGAUCAGAUCGAAGAAUUGGACGUCAAGAUAUGCAUGAGGAUGUCUCGAGCAAUGGCAGAGUGUAUUACAAGUCCUCGACCAAGGACUUUGAACCUUGGUGCCAAUGCGAUCAACAUGAUCAAAGCGAUCGACAAGCCGGGCAGCAACAUCACUGUCGACAUGGCAUGUCAGUUCAUUGAGAACUGCACUUUGGAAUCAUUCACAAAAUAUGAUAUGCAGUUGAAUGGAAUCCGCACUCUGUCGUAUCAAGCUGCCAAACACCCAGCAAGGCUAUUACAAAGUCUGGACAAGUUCAAGCCACCCAACCAAACAUAUCUACGAGCCUGUCUCAUUAUUGCUCUGAAGAAGGGACAUCACGACACAAUGUCCCUCAUCCUCCCCCGCAUUGAUACUUUGGGCGGACUUGAUACAGACUACAUCAGCAAGGCUGCCAAGCUAUUCGUCGCCACUGGAUCAUUGGAGGACAUUAUAUUCAUGUUGGAACAACACACCUUUGAACCAAUAAGACACAAUCCCGACAUAUAUACAUGGGCCGUAGACAAUGAACGUGUCGAGGUGUUUGAGCACAUCAUCAAACAGUUGGCCGUCACUAGCUUUGAUGUCAAUGUGGACAAACAAAUUCAACCAAUAAUCAAAAGUAUUAUCCAUCGAGCAUACAUGGCUGACAAACCUCACAUUGUUGGGAUAGUUCAACAACACUUUAAGCUGGACAGUGGCGUUACUUGGAUCAUUCCAACAGAACACAUGCUACAAGAUAUGGCCAUUCACAAUGCCUACCACUCAUUGGAGUACCACUUCAACUCAAUGACUUUCGCCGCCAUGCCAACCACAACUCAAUUGGAAACCAUUAACUUAAUCAUGUAUAUUGCAUAUCAAUACGGAACUACUCGAGUGAUCAAACUAUGCAUUGGCCAUAUCAAGGCCAUCACCAAGGCUACGAUCUGA